Molecule: messenger RNA, 2673 nt
Organism: Letharia columbiana
Lineage: Eukaryota; Fungi; Ascomycota; Lecanoromycetes; Lecanorales; Parmeliaceae
Exons: 5
Coding region: 1-2673 (890 amino acids)
Cellular component (GO): membrane; cytoplasm; microtubule
Molecular function (GO): microtubule binding; GTP binding; GTPase activity
Source: RefSeq, a predicted model, not a curated record
AUGGCACGCAAGUCGAUCAAGAGAGAACAACAAGCAGCCCAGAGAAUGCCGGUCACACGUGUGGCCGCAGAGCAAAACCCUAACGAGCAGCCUAUUAGCUCAGGUGAUACCAUUGCUAUCGACUCUGAUGUCACCAUGACCGAUGGUCAGGCGGACGAAGGCUACCAGAAGAACCGUGAGCACAAGAGGACUGAUCAUACCAUCGUCGCCAAAGGUCAGAAUGUACAGACUGCCAGCAUUUCAAGUGAUGCGAACGAAGUCGCUGAAGGAGGUCUUCAAGCCCUAGGGCGAGGCGUCAAAGAACUGGUUCAAGCAAUUCAGGAGCUUCGCUACCUUGGGGUCGAAGACUUGAUCUUGCCGUUACCUAAGAUCGCCUGUGUGGGAGAUCAGAGCGCGGGCAAAAGCUCGUUGAUUGAAGGUAUCAGCGGAAUCAAGGUUCCUCGCGGUGCUGGUACCUGCACAAGAUGCCCUCUAGAGAUCAAUCUUUGCGAAAGCUCUAGUUUGGAGGAGCCGUGGACAUGCAAGGUAUCACUUCACAAGAAAUACAUUUACGAAGGCAAUCUCGUCCCCGGUCGAGUCCUCGCAAAGAACGCCAGCAAACUCGAGGGUGCUACACGUGCUCGGCCCUUCGGACCUUGGACCCUUCAGGAGAGCGAGGAAUUCCACUUUGCCACUUUGACAUCCAAGGAUGAGGUCGAACAUGUUAUCUAUUUGGCUCAGCUAGCCACCUUGAACCCAGGUAGCCCAUGGGAGAGAUACCUUCCAAGCAACCCGAACCCGAACGAGCAGCAUCAGGUCAAAUUUUCCCCGAACGUCAUCCGUCUUGACAUUUCUGGCCCCGAAUUGCCCAAUCUAUCCUUCACAGAUUUGCCCGGGGUGAUCAGUGACUCCGAUGAUGAGGAGGUUUACUUGUUGGCCCUUGUCCAAAACUUGGUCAAAGACUAUGUAAAGGCAGAGGACUGCAUUAAUGUUCUCGCCAUCCCAAUGACACAUGACCCAGCAAAUUCAAGGGCCUCUAGACUCAUAAGGGAGCUCAAAGCCCAGGGCCGAACAAUCGGGUGUCUCACCAAACCAGAUAGGAUGCAGGUGGGUGAGUCGUUGGACCAGUGGCUUGGAAUACUGAAUGGUGAGACUUUUCGUCUGGGAUUUGGCUAUCAUGUCAUCAAGAACAACCCGGAUACUCGCGUUGAUCAUGCCACCGCAAGACUUGAGGAGCAAGCCUUCUUCGACGAAGAAGAGCCAUGGACGACUACUCUCAGCGCGUACAGUCAUCGCUUUGGUACGUUGCAGUUGGUAUCAGCUCUUUCAGAACGCCUGACAGCUCAAAUUCGAGCAAGCCUUCCACGGAUCGCCGACCAGGUGCAGCGAAAGGCCGAGCUGAUCGACGCCAAACUCCAAGAAUUACCAGAGCCCAUAGAUGGCAACCUACCUGCGAUCGUGAUGGGGGAGCUGAAUAGGUUUGAGAGGGAGAUAGAAAAGCACAUUGACGGAGGCUCACACGUCAACUCGUUUCAGAAAGAAUGGAAUCGCUUGGCAAGAAAGUUCCGCAAGGACUUGGCUGACACUCGUCCUGUACUCGUUUUGAUGCCAAGCCCACAAACUCCUAGCCAUGGCCAUUCUUCUCGCGGUACUGGCCCCAGCAGCAUGUCUGGGACACCAACGCCUACAGCUAGGGGAAAUACAACUCCUAUCCCCAUCGACUCUGACGAUGACGACGUACCCUGCAAGCCAAGUCCAGUCGUCCAACGAUCCGGUCAGAAGCGUCCGCUUGCCUCAGUGCAGCACACUCCACAGAAAAUUCCACGAACACUCAAUAGCGCACCUCGAUUGACAGCAUUGUCGUCCUCCAGACGCUUCGACCUUUCCGAGGUCCGUGAUAUCAUCCAGGAUGCUUAUAUUGGGUUGCCGAAUCAGAUCGAUCCAAAGGCCACUGAGAGAAUGAUCGUGAUGAGCAUGGAGCACUGGGAAGAGCCCGUCAAUCGCUUCUUGACCGGAACCAAGCAGCUAUGCGAAGCAAUGGUCUUCGAACAGGUUGAAAAGGUGUUCGGCAAAUAUGCCAAGACGCUUUUCUACGAGAAGGUCAUGAAAAUUUGCGAGUCGUUCUUCGAGGAAGUACUGUCUCAACAACGCCAACUCGUGAUGCAGGUUCUGAGGUGGGAGACGUCCAAGCCUAAGACCUUCAAUGACGAAUCUUUGGAGUUGGCCGAAGGAAGAGCACUUACUAUGCUUCAAACCAAGCGCCGCGAGGCUCGUGCAGGCGCUUACUUGGACGAACAAGAGGCCCAGACAGGAAAGUCAACAAGUGGACAGACUCGCAUCGAGAAGAUCUCUAAGCUUUCGGAUGCUCAGCUUGGACCAGAGACGUAUAACAGAGAGAUUGUCGCUAUGAGCACUGUCAAAGGCUACUACGAGUGUGCUUACUCUCGCUUUGUGGAUGUCGUCUGUGCUAGCAUUCAUUGCGAACUAUUUAACAAAUGCCGCGACAAUAUUGGACGAGAGAUGAAGCAGCAAUUUGGUGUGAUCGAGGAUGGAGCGUAUGAGCGCUUUGCUAUUCUUAUGGCUGCCAAUCCCAGAGAUGAGGAGCGUCGUGCCCAAUUGAAGAAGGAGAGAGACACAAUUCAGAAAGCCCGGGAGCGUCUCGACGGUCUGUCGCAAGAUGAGCUGUGUGAGUAA